CCUUUAAGAGCCCCAUCGGCAGGAGCAUCGGUACCGCUCCCACGUUCAGCACGGCGCCGCAGGAUUCUAAUUCGUGGGUGAUUUCCAGAUAAAAACUUUAUCCGGAGGAUAAACACUGUGAUUACAUUCGAGCCAAACGAGGGAAAAAUCAAACGAGUGCAGUUCCGUAUUUGAGAGGAUGUGGUCCAACAAAGCGACGACGAAGGACUCGAAGGGCCUCCUGCCUGGCCGCGCCACGUUCGGCCCGCUGUUCCUCAUGGCGUCGACGCCCGUCGCAGCGAUUCUCUUCACCCACAUCUUCGUGGCUGAAGGCGGGCAAUGGAAGCCGUUGGCGGAAAAGUUUGUCACGCUCGGUGUGCUCCCGACGCUGCAAGCGAUCUGGCAAAGUCCCUUUGACCCUGUGGCGUGGCAAAUCAUCCUUACCUUCAUGGCGAUCCAACUCAUCUUGAUCAAGCUUGUGCCGGCGCCGACGGUGUACGGCCCCGUUACUCCUGGUGGCAACGUCCCCGAAUACGCGGACAACGGGUUUCGAUGCUACUUGAUCACACUCGCCUUGUUUGUUGGUGGCGCGUACGCUGGGCUCUGGGAGGGCGGGUUCGCGUACACUCACAUGCUCCACAUCAUUUCGGCCCUGAACGUGUUCAGUUUCGCACUGUGCUUGGUCAUUUACGUCAAGGGUUUGACCUUCCCCACAUCGUCCGACUACGGCGUCACGGGCAACCCUCUCUUUGAUUUCUUCAGUGGCAUUGAGCUGUACCCUCGCAUCUUUGGCUGGGAUGUGAAGCUGUUUACAAACUGCCGUUGCGGCAUGAUGUUCUGGGGCGUGGGUAUUGUGUCGUACGCGUGGAAGCAGUACGAAUUAUACGGCUACGUGAGCGACUCGAUGGCCACGAGUGUUGCCCUGCAGCUCGUCUACGUGGCCAAGUUUUUUUGGUGGGAAGCGGGGUACAUGCGGUCGAUUGACAUCAUGCACGACCGCGCUGGGUACUACCUGUGCUGGGGUUGCCUCGUCUGGGUGCCGUCGGUGUACACGUCUCAAGCAAUGUACUUGGUCCAAACCCCCAUCACGUUGGGCACGCCACUUGCCUCGUCCAUCUUCCUUACCGGCUGCCUGAUGGUGUGGAUCAACUACUCGGUGGACGCACAGCGCCAGGAGUUUCGUGCGACGAAUGGUCAGGCAUUGGUGUGGGGCAAGAAGCCGACGUUCAUCGUGGCCAAGUACACGACAGAGAAGAACGAAAAGAAGGAGAGCCUUCUGCUGACCUGCGGGUGGUGGGGCCUCUCGCGCCACUUCCAUUACAUCCCUGAAAUUCUCGCGUCGCUCUGCUGGACGUUGCCCGCGUGGAACAGCUCGUUCGUGCCGUACUUUUACGUGUUUUACCUGUGCAUCCUUUUGACAGACCGUGCGUUCCGUGACGAUGCCCGAUGCCGUGCGAAAUACGGACAAGACUGGGCCAAGUACUGCGAACGCGUGCCGCAUUUGAUCAUCCCUGGGGUGUUGUAGCAUUCAGUCCAUCUUAGACGAAUUGCGCUGUAAUUACUUGUACGGCCUUGCAACCCUGUGUUGUCGUCGACAAGGACUUCGUCCUGUCGCUCGAUCCACCUU
This is a messenger RNA of Aphanomyces invadans, 1606 nucleotides long. RefSeq lists its product as hypothetical. Gene Ontology annotation, cellular component: endoplasmic reticulum membrane. The transcript has 3 exons. Lineage: Eukaryota; Oomycota; Saprolegniomycetes; Saprolegniales; Verrucalvaceae. Gene Ontology annotation, molecular function: oxidoreductase activity, acting on the CH-CH group of donors, NAD or NADP as acceptor. Bases 179 to 1504 code for a protein of 441 amino acids. Gene Ontology annotation, biological process: sterol biosynthetic process; brassinosteroid biosynthetic process. The record is from RefSeq and is a predicted model, not a curated record.